Messenger RNA from Prunus armeniaca (apricot), 450 nucleotides. The record is from the annotation of a GenBank genome assembly. Lineage: Eukaryota; Viridiplantae; Streptophyta; Magnoliopsida; Rosales; Rosaceae.
AUGGAGGCACAGCGUAUAUUCCCACCUCCCCGGCCUCUUUGUGCUUCACAAUUUGCGCUUGCUAACUAUGCAUGUGCAUUGCUGCCCUUCACUCCAACGCCCCCUCUGACACCGCCCUCCCCUCCCCCCUCUUCUCCCCCCGAUGAUGACGGAGGUCAGGAACAGGAACACGAACAUGAGCAUGGGCAUGGACAUGGGCACGGGCACGGGCACGGGCAUAGACAUGGUCAUAAUAGGCACAGGCAUGGGGGGCACCAUGAACCCGAACCCUCACCUGCAGAAGAUAACUGUUGUAGAUGGUUGACCCAGCUGGAUAAUGAGUGUGUGUGUGAAUUGCUGGUGCACCUGCCUACAUUCCUCCUUAAGCCUACCCAUGCCUACACUGUAACUGUUGGGGAAUCCUGUCGUGUUACCUACACAUGCGGAACUCCGAUCAGGAUAAAGGUCUGA